AUGCGUGUUCUUGUCAAUUUAUUGAACGCAAAGACAAUUGCUGUGAAGGUGCAAUCUUCAGACACUGUUGACGUGCUAAAAGAAAUAAUAUCUCAAGCUACUGGACUUUCUCCUUCCUCUCAGCGUCUUUCACAGAAAAGAGAUGGCGAAGAGAUCGAACGUCGUAGCAUUUGUGUGGGGGAUUUGAUUAAACCAGACUCUCUCAUUUAUGUGGCCUACAAACAGCUGAACUCAGUAAAUUCAUUUUUUAUCAAUGCUGUGACCGAAACAGGAAGAGUUCUGAAGGUAACUCUUGAAAAAGGACAAUCUUCCACCAUCAACGAUCUGAGGAGAAAGUUAUCGAGUCGGGCAAUGCUUGGUGUUCCAGAGUACAGUCUGUUUCUGCGCCAAAUAGACUCGCCUUACAAGAACAAAUGCUUAGGGGAGUCCUUCAACAGUUUGGACGAAUCUGGUGUCAAUCAUGGUUCGGUUGUGUACGUGCAAAUCCAUCCGUGGGAGAAAAAGUAAGUUUGAAAAAUUGAUGUUAUAUGAUUGUGCGAACAGAACAAGUACGUGAUCUUCUUUCAUAUGUAAAUUUCCGAGAAAUCAAGAUGCGGUCGUAUUUGGUGCAUUUUCCAAUUUAUAAGAAAGGUAGUAAUGUAUUAUUUGAUCAUUGACAUGACCAACUAUGGGUAUAAUGAUUACUUGGGGGAAACUGCAGAAUACCCGGCCACUCAUUUACAUGUCAUAUAGUGUUAUGCCUCGAUCUUCAGAGCCUCCCGACACAUGUUAGUGAGGCGGACCAAAGUAGCCGGGUAUUCCGCGCUAAAAUAAACAGACAUGAGCUUGCAUGUUAAAUUUUUUUCAUUCAUUAAGUACUUCGUUCAUUCAUCGACAUUCAAUCGAUCUUUCAUCUCUGAUUCCAUUUAUUUAUAGUGCUAGAUGUUUUCAUUGCCUUGCUCAUGUGCUCACUAAUUCAUUUAACUGUCCAUCCAUCUUUUUUCACAUUGGUGACAGUUGUUUACUUUACUGAGUAUCAUUCAAUUGUUUGCACAAUGUUUUAAACGUUUUAUACAUUUGUCUUUCAUAUGCUACAGGCAAAUGAAUUUUCAUCCAAUUUAUAUCAUUCAUCCAAUUCAAGUUGAUGAAAUAAAGAAAAAGAAAAAAUGUUGGGCUAAAUUAAAGAUGAGACCAAAAGAAAGUAGAAUUUUUUGUAGUUGUAACAUAGACCUCAACUAAAAACCUAUAGCAAUUACUAGUGUAGAGGUUGGAUUAUGAAAAGCAAAAAGGGUAAAGCAGUUUUAUGUAAGGUACAGUACAUGCACAUGCCUUCUGUAUUAAUUUAUUAUAAAUUUGUUUUCUUUGCUGCUUUCAAUACAGCUGGUUCCAUGGGAAAAUAUCCUGCGACCAAGCAGAACAGAUCAUGUCCUCUGCAAGUAGUGGACAAUUCCUUGUUAAAGAGAGUUUACAUUAUCCUGGAAAUUAUGUCAUUUUUGUGUGGUAAGUUUGGCUGUACUGCAAUCUACCCCCAGUUACUGAUUAAUAUCAAUGAACAUUUAUUCAUGAUAAUACAUACUUAGUUACCCCUCCCUCCAUCAAUUUAUUACUUUUGAACCUCAUCACUCUUCAUAGAUUCUGAAAUAAUAUUUCAACUUUGAAAGAAGGGUUGUUUUGCUCUUUGAUGUCAUAGUAUUGAUGGCAAAACCAAGUACUGGAAGGUGUCCUGGAGCAGGAUGAUGCAAUUUACUGUUGAUGAACAAGAGUAUUUUGACAGCAUCACUGACAUGGUGACAGUUAGUAUCAAACACUGUAGAUUACCCAGUUUCAGUCAAAGCUAUAGCAAAUUGAGAGUUGAAGACUUAAAUUUGCAGGGCUGUCAGUUUAGUUAAUUCCUAGUUAAGUUAAAAACUACUUUCACCCACAUACUAACCCAACUCACAACAAACGAGCUACUAAUAACAUAUAAAUUGCCUUAGGGUCAGAUAGGUGACGUUUAUAUAAAAUUCUUCUUUCACUUUCAGACAACCUCAUUAAAGUUAAAUGAAAAUAAUUUUAAUUUGUCUCCACAUUGUAGUACAUACUUACAUCUUCUAAUCAGCAUUCUAUACACUAAACUCAGCACAUCUUUACCUUACAGUAUAUACUUACAUCUUCUAAUUAAGACUCUAUAAGCUAAACUCAGUACUGUAGAAAGGAGAUGGCAAGGUGAAUUGAGAAUACAACCUGCAUCUUUAGCAACUAAGGCACAACUCCCAAUAGGGGAAGGGUAGGGGGGGAGGGAGAGGGUACAUCUUUGACCAAAAUAAUUUGGGAAAAAUAGAGUUUUUUCAUGUAUGCUAAGAAACAGGGCAGUUGGUUGGUAAGUUGAAAUUUACAUCUUAAUGAACUUGCAACCCCUCAGUGAAAUUAUGAACCAUACAAUUAAAAUCUUUCUUGAACGCAUAUCCUGCACCAUGGAGAAGGACUUUUUGCACUAAAUGCAAAGAAAAUAACAUCUGAAAUCACUUUAUGUUUCUUUGGUAUUAACAAAAUUAAGCUAAUUGAGGGCUUUAAAGAUUCUGUGACUUAAUGUUUCCUUUUAUGUUAUUAAAAUUAUCCAAACUGAGACAAUUUCUCAAUUAAAGUAGGUGGAAGAAACAUGCAAAGCAUGCAGUUCCUAUUAAAUGUGUUUAUGAAGGGUUGAUACACCAGAUGUAUCAUUAUUUAUCUUUCUCUUGCAGUUCUACCAAAACAACACAGGAUUUUGGCUGCCAAUCAAACUGACCAAGCCUGUAAGCAGACAAGAGGUUACUAAAGGAAGUGCAAAUGAUUCCUCAUUGAUUACACAGGAAGGUAAUCAUGAUCACACAAUCAUUGCAAUGAAAUGAAGUAAAGUAUUGUCACAUACACAAUGUAACUACUCUGUUGCAGCUCCACUUUAUUCACAGAUUCAGUUUAUUCUUUUGCGUUUGCUGUUAACUUGUGUAUACAAUAAUGCAUUGAUAAAAUUAGGAUAUUUGUUUUUUCUGCAAGUUGGUUGCACAGUGUUAAUUUCUAGACUAUUUAUUUUCACCUUUAGUAAUUUGCAAAUGUGAGUUUGUUUAAACUCCUUGUUCUCUUAAAAUAGAAAAUGUCCCUGCCUGAUUUCCUUGCUCAAGAGACUUAUUAUAUUGUGAAGAGUUUGUCUUUUUUAAGAUUCAGGAACUUCAAGCUUUUAAGUUUUCAAUCAGUUUAUAAUGCGUUUGUGAAAGAAAUUCACAGUUCGAGGUGACAGAAGUUCUUAAAAUUAAUGGUAUCCCAGUUAUGUGAAAUUUCUCCAUAAAAUGUGUUUCCUGGGAACUUUGUACAAGAUUUGAUGUAUGAAAUUGUCAUUUCUUUUACAUUUUAAUUAUCCUCAGACAAUAACUUACAAAGAGGUCGUCUUUGCACAAAUCCAGACCUAAAAAUUAAUCUUGCUGUGGUAGUUGGACAAAAGACGUUCUCACUUCUGACAAGUCCUUUCUAUCAAGUGGAUUAUUUGAAGAAACAAGUUGAAGAAUUGAGUGGAGUGCCUGUUGACUCUCAAUUAAUAAGACUAAAUGACAAGGCAUUGGUGAUGCACAAUUUUUCUCUGAGAGACCAUCGUAUUUUGAACAACUCAACUAUUCAUGUUCAAGUUCACCCAUGGAAUGAAGAGUAUGUUCAUGUAUUUAAUAUAGUCUGUGGACUAGUUAGUGUACUGUCAACACUGAAUCAAAGGAGAAUUUGAAAAGGUCCUAAGAAACUUUAAGGGUCUGGUAUUAAAGUACAUUAAUGGCAACGCCUGUUCACUUUACGAGGGUGUGAUGCAAAUUUGAGGGAUGGGAGUAGUUAGGGUUGGGUUGGGGUCCAUUGUGCCACUAUUUAAAGCCAAAAUAAUUUUCCUGAUCAACUUCUCAUGUCAUUACAAAGUCUAUGUUAUAUGUUAUGCCAAGAUUUAAAAACUGAUCUGUUCUGGUUAUGAUCAUUUCUCAUCUCAACCUGCAUUGAAAUUUUAAAUAAUUACCUCAGGUUCCAAAUUAAGGGUAAAUAUAACUAUGAUUUUAGGAUAACUAUGGUUUUUUGAUACAAACAUACAUUAUCACCAGUUAUUCAAUGUGAUAAAAUCUUGUCUCUGUCCUUUCUUUUUUACUCAGUUGGUAUGUUGGCAAAAUGUCAGAGAAAGAAAUAGAAUCUGUUGUGAAGGAGCUAGGCCAUGUGACUGAUGGAAUGUUCCUUAUAAGAGAUAGUGCUAAUUCUCCAGGAGAUUAUGCACUCUUGGUCUGGUGAGUUAUUAACCCAUGAUGACAACUAUAAGAAAUCAAAAGUAAUUAGUGUUUCACAAUGUAUAAACCUGAAGUGUGGAUCACUCUUUUUAACUGCUUAGUGCUAGUCUUCUUUUUUUGAUUAAUUUGACAAGCUAAGUGUCAUCUUGUAAUGUGUUACAUUUAUGUUUGGCUGUGAUAGGUUGGUUUCUAAUAGUUAUUAUAAUUCUAUUGGAACGUUUUCCUCAGUUCUCUUCUGUUGAACAGCUCUCUCAUAUAUUCCUGGAAUUUUCAGGGAAUCACAGUCCAUAAAGUUUACUAUCAUAAUAAUUUGAUCAGAAGUAGGUGGUGUUAGGUGUUGUUGGUUUGUUCUGAACAGUGAAUAUCUGUAUUCAAGAAAGUACAGCAGCUGUAGUUUAUCCCUGUAAUGUGCCUUGAUUCUGUUCUGCAUACUCAGGUCCUUCAGUCUCACUGAUUGAAACUUAUUUUUGAUGGUAGUGAUUGACCCAUCAAGUUGUAUGACUUGAGGAGUGUUUCAACUUGAAAAGGACUGGCUAAUGUGUUUUAGAUGGUAUUCUAAACCAGACAAUUGUGUAUUGUAACUUCAGCAUUAGUGCAUGCAAAUUGUACAUUUAUACAUUAAUUACAACUUAAUCAUCUUUUAUGCUCCAAUUUUUAUACUGAUUGCUGAAGAUUGAUGGUCAGAAACAACAAGCUUUUAGUAAUGGAGCUAGUACAACCAUCCUUUUUAUAAGGCUAUAUUUUUGUGAGCCAUUGGUGUCCAAUUUGAUCCCAUACACUUGCAUGCUGUAUGUCAUUGCAAGCUGUUUGUGUUUUUGCUUGUAGGCUUCAAGGCAAGCAUCAGUCCUAUCGAGUGUCGUACAAGAAACAGUUAUACAACAUUGAUAAGAAGUCACACUUUGGCAGCCUGUCUCAAUUGGUAGAGGUGAGUGCCAAUGACGUACCAAAAGUUAAUCAGAGAAGCACAAUGAUGUACAAUAUUUGGAAGUCUAAAUAUUUGUAAGUCAUAUAGUUUAGUCAUACUCCAGAUAGUCAAUGUGCAUCAGGCUACUUCUGGUUUCUUAUGUUGAACAUACUUUGGACAGUUUGACCAACAUGUACGUGUACAGUAUAGUACUGAAUUAAAGAUAUGAGUAGUGUAGUUGAAAGUUAGUAAAGGAAAAGGAAUUAAUAAAUAAAGAAAAACAUUAUUUCAUUAUUUCAGAAGAAAGAUGAAAAUGCAGCAUAAGGUAAUAGCUAAGGGAACAGAGUGAUGUGUAUAAUUGAUGGUAAUUCUAAAUUGUUAGUAAUAAACGAUGAUAUUUAUCUUUCAGCACUAUAAACGCCCAAGUGGUUUUCUAGCUACAAUUCUCACCAAGCCAGUGAAAUUUAAUAAAGAGCAAAAAGGUAAGGCUUGGUGUUUUAGAAAUUUCCCCUGAAUGGUUGCACUUGAAGAUGUCAGCCCUGUUUUCCUAAUCACUUUUAGAACCUUUCUUCAGUUUGUUGAACAGUACUCUUCUACUCCUCACUUAGGAGCAUGCCAGGAGAAGCCAUAAUUUAUAAUACACCAGCUCUGAGUCAUUGAUUUAAAUUGUGCUUUGAAUGUUUGGGUAGUAGUCCAAAACUUCUGAAAUUGUGCUUGGUUAUGAGUUGAUUAUCCUCUUGAAGUUGAUAUUUGCACAGAAAAUUAUAUGGGAUGUCAAUUCCCUAUCACUUAAUGUUGCUUUCAGUUUCUUAGUGACUUUUCAGUUUUAAUGAAGUUAUAAACCAGAUCUCUAGUUUCUCAGACAGGCCUAAAUCUUCCUCAGCAUACAUGAAAAGCAGCUCUGUGUUGACCUAGGGUUGCUGCCUAAACUUUUAGCCUGUGAAAUUUCCUACGCAAGCUUAGUGCCCUGACUGAACCAAUUUCCUGUCAGCACAGUGCUCCAGUUACAUUUACAGGUUACAUUAGCAGUCAUUGCCUUGUAAAGUUAAAGUUAAUGAGUUAGAGACAGAGCUAGAGAGGGUAUUUUUCUCUCCUGCAGGCCUCAUUCCACCUGCCAUUCUAGCAAGAGGUAUUAAAGCCAAAGAGGCUUACAGCAGAGCUUUAGAGUAUGGUAAAACAUGCGACAUUCGUGUGAGAGUCAUGCUGAUUGGACAAGACCAUGCAGGCAAGACAAGUGUUAAGAGAUCACUCAUGGGUGACAAGUUCAACAGAGAUGAGGUCAGCACAGCAGGUGUGCAGAUGGACCCACCUUUGUUAAGAGUCGGAAAAAAGCCAUGGAAACCAGAAUCCGUUUCUAAUGAGUUACCUACCACUAUGUUUGAUCACAAUACUGCUCAGUUGGUAGCCAGGCAGUUGUCAGGAGGCCAUGACGAACUAGAAAAGACACUCAGUAAAUCUGCUGCUUCAGAUGUGCAUGAUGAAAAACCUGAAACUAAACAAAGUCUGUCUAAUGGGGUGCACAGCGAAGAAGAGUUUGAUUUUAAACAAAAUCUUUCACGGACCAGUAUUCCAUCCAGUGGUUACGAAAGUUCAUCAAGUGGCGACAGGAGCUCUCGAGGCUCGCCCACGUUCCCAUAUAUUGGAUGUAAGUGUUAAAGAGCUUAACUUUGUAGAUCAGGCUAUGUAUUGAUGUGUAGAUCUCGUCAUGUGAGAGGUAACAUUGGUGUACUCCUAGGUGUCCUCAAGCCGGUUAGCAUUAAUCCUAGGUCAGCUGUAUGCAUGCAGGUCUCUAGUCCCUUUCAGUAAGUGUCAGAUCUAGAGUAAUGUUAAACGUCUUCGAGCAACUUCGGUCCCGAAAGAUCUCUAUUCGGCGAACAUUGUGGAUUGGUUUUGUGACCCCAAAUUUUAUCUUUUGAAUAGCAAUUUAACCCCUUGAUUGAGGUUAGCGAGUCAAAUAUGACGGUCCGGUACCAAGUUAAACUUGUAUUAUUAAGCUUAUCCGUAUACAGUGUUCGUAAUUUUGGGCUAGACGUCUUUACUUGGUUAUCGUGUGCGAUUUAAGUUAGUGUACCAUCAUGUUGAUGUGGACGGAGUUGUUUGACUCAAAUUGUUUUUCAAAUGUUUUUUUUUUUAUCAGCGGGGGAGAAAAAUACCCCUGGCGAACCCACUUCACCAGUCCUCCAAGAUGAAGUGUUCGCCAAUGACCCCGAACCUUUCCGUCAUCUGUCGCAGGAGAUCAUGAUCUUGGUCGAACGUAUGCUUCAACAAGGCACUCACUCAGUUGGUGCAGAUCAGAUAUGGCCAGUGAUCUGGGACUUCGCAGGCCAAUCACUAUAUCACGCCUUACAUCCCAUCUUUAUGUCGCGUGAAGCUGUGUAUCUACUUGUGUCUGACUUGAGCAAAGACUUGUUACAAAGGGCAGAUAACAGUGCAAAGCAAACCAAACAGCCGGGGGUCAGGACAGCGACUAAGGGCGAGUCUAGUCUUGAUCAUCUCAUGAAGUGGAUGGAUUUGGUUCAUUCUUUUCGGAAUCCUACCCAUAAUGCCGUAGAUCCUCAGGGUUUUGCCCAACCUCCGGUCAUCUUGGUCGGCACUCAUGCCGAUAAGGUGACUGGAGAUCCAUGGGAUGCCAUGAAUAAGAUCCUCGAGAGUUUUGAAGGCAAGGCCUUUUCAUCCCAUAUCGUCGACGACAAAUUUGUUGUCGACAACACUCGUGCUGGACAGCCUUUUAGACAUGAGGAUCAAAAUGUCCACAGACUCAGAGAGAAAAUUAUCUCGGUGGCGUCAACAUUGCCUCACACCAAGCAACUCAUACCGUUGCAGUGGCUCCACGUUGAGAAGUUACUUCAUCACUUAGCCAGCAAAGGAUACAAGCACAUCACCAGAAUGGAAUUCAGGGAAGUUUCUAACAAAAUUUGCCAAUUCGAAGUGGAAGAAGAUAGCGAGGAAUUGUUGCAUUUCUUGUGCGAUUGUGGCGCAGUUCUCUACUUUAAAGACGAGUCGAACCUGUUCAACAGUCUGGUGAUACUCGACCCGCAAUGGCUGAUCAAUGUAUUCUGUGAAAUUCUUAGAAGUGUCCCCGGCAAGAGAGAGACAAUGAAAAUUCGGGAACAUCGCCGGAUUCUUGCUAAAGAUGGGAUCUUGUCUAAUGAACUUAUUGAAUAUACAUGUAAGAAACUUAAACUUGAACUCUCCCAAGAAAUGCUAAUUUUAAUUAUGGAAAAAAGCAACCUCAUCUGCCACUGGAAUGAGCAAAAUGGCAAAGUGGUCUAUCUUGUGCCCUCGAUGCUGACUGCUAAACCAGACAAAGAUAUAUCUGGACUGAUUGGUCAAGGGAAGCUUGCUCCAAUUUACAUUAAAUUUUCCUCUGGAUAUGUUCCUUAUGGCGUGUUCUGCAGAUUCCUGGUAUUAUUUGGUCAACAAAGUUCUCCCGAGUGUCCUGCCACUCCACCGAAGCUUUUCGCAAACGCAGCUCGAUUUGUCGUCGGCCAGCAAAGCAACUACAACUUGACGUUAGCCUGCUUCAAGAGUGUCAUAACGGUUCAUCUGGUUUUUGAAGGGAAAUCUGAGGAUGGACGAGAAACGGCUUCCAUCUGCCGACAUAUUUGCAGGUUGGUGAUGUGCAAAAAUAAAUUUAAUUCGGAAUCUUGUACUUCACAUGAGCAAAAAGUUCAUCAUCGAAUGCGAAUCAGUCCUGUUAGAGCACAACGUCCGAACCCUCAACUGGAAGAUCAGACUGUAUGAUCAACUCUUCGUAAUUUUUAAAGCAUUACAUAAGAAAUUAAAAAUAGCAAUGGAAACGGGAAGUUUAGUUGAGUCCCCCUUUCCAGUUUUUAUACUGAUAAAACAUUUGAAGUAACAAUAUUUCAAUUCGUAAAUCACACUAAAUGAUAUGAUACACAAGUACAAAGAAGGUUGUUCCUCGCAUUCUGUUUGAACUGAUAUCAAGGAGCUUUUUCGUUGAAAAAGAACUGGUGUGGUUCAAAGAGUGAGUAGCGUGAGUAUUUUAUUCUGAGUUAGCAACUUAGUAUAGGAGAUAUAUUGAGUGUUUAAACACAGGCUCAGCAUACAAUUCGUAUCCUAUAGUGAGCGUUAAACAGAAAUAGUGUAAGCCAAAACAUCUCGUCUAAAAAUUCGUCGGUGACAAAGUGGUGCAGAUUUACUUUGUUAAAGUUGCUUUGUUUUUCAGUACUGUAGAACGUACCCUGAAGUCUCUUUGUGCGCAGCAUCCGUGGUUAUACUCCAUGGAGUGGGAGCUGUGUGCCCGAUGUGACCUCUGUAUGGGUGAAGACGAAGAUCCCGAGGGCUGUUCAUGGCAUCGUGCACGCUCAUGUCCUCAUCCUGACUGUUCACACUUCAUUCCUUUAGUAUCAAAGCCUUUGAUGUGUGACAGAACCUACAGAUCAUCAAGUUGUUUGCUCAGCGAGGAAAAACUUAAGCCUUGGGUUAAGGUAUGGGAACUAUUAACGAUUCAGUUGACCAAUAAUCAGGAUUAGGUAAUGUGACCAAAAUCAACCGAAUUUCUCUGCACAAAAUUACAUGGAAAAGAGAGGGAUUUUGGACUGGCCUCUAGUAUGUGUUCAGUUACUAAAUAGGUGUUGGGGGGGGAUUAGUGGUGAAGGGAAAAAGCGAAAAAAUCUGGGAGACUUGGACAAGGUGGCAUUAUAAGAGUGGACCACAUGAUUUGUUCAUUAAGAACAUCAAGUUUGACAUUUUUGAAAAACACCAUCCAUCAAGACACAACAGUUUUCCAAAGUCACUGUAUGAUACAAAAGAAACUUAGAUGCCGUUUGUAGUUUUUUUCAUUAGAAAUAUCAGAAUUGAUAUAUGUAUUUAGUGAAUGACUCAGUGAUUUUGAUUUGUUGUUUGAUUGUAUAGCCUUAGUUUUGAUUGAUUGUAUAAUCCUGGUCUUGGAGGUGAUCAUAAAUCAUCCUAGUUUGUGUAAUCAGUUGCCUGGUUACCGUUAGAUAGACUUUUUUUCUGCUGAACGAUUUUGAGUUACAAGACGGUGGAUUUUGUUGAUUUGAUUGAAAUGUAUCACGUGAAAGCUUGGUCAUUUUCUUUAUCCAGAUCUGGGUUUAAUGAAUUUAUUUAUUUUUGUUCAAUAGCAUUUACGCUGCACAAAUCAGAAUCCAGGUAAAUAAUUUGUUAUUUGGGGAUUAAUUAUUACAACUCUCUUGCUUUGCAUGGAUGAGACUUUCACAAAGCCCUGAUUAAUGACACAUUUGAAAAAAUGCACUUUGCCUUUGAAUUUGAGCCGGUGGCGCUCAAAGCUAGCCAAAGUAAUUCCAGAAUGUUGCAAUUGACAGUUAAUUUUUCCAUUCAACUGAAUGUCAAUAUUAUUUCCAUGUCCCGUGUUGAUUAGAUGGCCUAUUUACUCAUCUUUUUGAGUAAAACGAUUGAAUUACCCUAACUGUGUUGGUAAACCAAUUUUUACUAUCCCUACAGCCCAGUUGCAGUUUAAACCUGGUGUGGUGUCUCAUGAUGAUCAACUGCGCCUGGCGCAUGAUGUCGGUAACAAGUGGGAGCAAUUGUGCCGCAUCCUGCUAAACGAAAAACAUCGGGAGCAUAUUGAGCGCGAUAAAACAAGCCUGUUUGACAAGUGCUUUGCUACACUGUGUACUUGGGUAGGGGCUCAGGGAAGUGGUGCCACAUAUUGUGCUCUUGGAAUGGCGUUGAAGACGCUGAUGGAAGAGGAGUCAGACACAGAAGAUCUCUGUACUCGGUACUGCCUGAAGUCACAGGGUGUGAUGGAGAGUAGUGUUUAAGACACUGUCGACUCUAAAACGGAAUAAGCUGAGUUCUGAGGGUAGACGACAUCGUAGGCUUCUUUGAAACCCAUUAACUCUUUGUGGUCCGUGUUCAUUUGUUAGGCCAACCACAAUAAAAUGUUAUAGAAUAAAUCAUAGGGGUUCAGUUACAUAUCGUUUGAUAUUUAGUUUAACAUAAUACACUGUCCUCUCUCUCUCUCUGAAGUUUACCAGCGUGAAUUGCCUCAACUCAAUUAUAAUCUAAUGUUUUCUGUAACAUGUUGUCACUACAUACUUAUACUCAAAAGAUAAUAAACAUGCUUAAUUUAAACGUGGGAGACAUCGUGCUGAACUUCAGAUCGAAACAGGAGAACGGACCGAAGGAACUUCA
Pocillopora meandrina is the source of this 11286-nucleotide messenger RNA. Lineage: Eukaryota; Metazoa; Cnidaria; Anthozoa; Scleractinia; Pocilloporidae. The record is from the annotation of a GenBank genome assembly.